This is a messenger RNA of Eriocheir sinensis (Chinese mitten crab), 4854 nucleotides long. RefSeq lists its product as uncharacterized. The record is from RefSeq and is a predicted model, not a curated record. Gene Ontology annotation, cellular component: nucleus. Bases 40 to 1098 code for a protein of 352 amino acids. Lineage: Eukaryota; Metazoa; Arthropoda; Malacostraca; Decapoda; Varunidae. The transcript is spliced from 9 exons. Gene Ontology annotation, biological process: poly(A)+ mRNA export from nucleus.
AGAAGCCUUUAGCCCCGCGGUCGCUCAGUCCAAACAAACAUGGAUUCCGCGGCGCCGCUGUCCAAGAUGAAGGUGGCGGAGCUGAAGAAGGAGCUGCGGGCGCAUGGGCUGUCCACGGUGGGCAACAAGACCGAGCUGCUGGAGCGCUUGCAGGAGGCCAUUGACGGCGGCGACACCCUGGGGCAAGAUCUUAGCGAGGGCGGUGUGGAGGUGGAGGAGGGGGACUUCUGUGAGGAGGACAUUCUGGGCGAGGAAGAACUUGACUCGGAGCUCACACCACAGGAGGAGGAGGCCGCCCUCAAGGGGGCCGCCAUCAGGGUCAAGGAUCAGGACAGCAGUCUCCUCGAACCUGAACCUGAGAAGAAAAAGAUUAGCUUGAAGAGGACCCAACCAACUCUCAUCGCCCCUCCCGACCCCCCCUCCACCGCCCCCGCCACCACCCCCACCCCCGCCGCCACCCCCCAGGAGGCCACCCCAGCGCCGGAAGGGGGGGCGGAGGCUGUGGAAGGGGAGGAGGGGGCAGGGGAAGGGGCGGCUGUGUCGGAGGGGGGAGAGGAAGCGACGAGUCCAGUUCCUAAGAAGAUUAUCAAGUUGGAUGGAGGAGGAGAGAAUAAGGACCUCAAGGCUCGGGCGGAAAGAUUCGGGAUUCCACUGACAGACGAGGCGCGGAAGGAGGCGAGAAAGGCGCGGUUUGGCAUCAACUCCUCCAACGGAACGGAGGCCAGCAAGUCCGAGGAGGAGAAGAAAGCAGCCAGGGCAGCGCGAUUUGGAGGAGCAGCAGGAGGAGGAGGAGGAGGAGGAGGAGGGAAGAUAUCCAUGGAGGGGGAGAAAGUCGAGAUUGACCAACUGAUGAAGAGGGCAGCUCGAUUCGGAGAGGUCACGUCCCCUGCCCUGCUCAAGGCCACGGAGGAGGAGAAGAAGAAGCAGAGGAUGGAGAGGUUCAGCGCUGGGGCGACUGCGACUGCCGACGAGGGGAAGAAAACGGAGGGGGUGGUGGCGGCCCCCGCAGACGACGCCCUGAAGAAGAGGAAGGAUAGGUUUGGGAUCGUCGACGAGGAGGAGAAGAAGAAGAAGAGGGCUGAGAGGUUUGCCAUCUAAACGCACACACACACAAACACACACACACACACACACACACAUACAUACGCACAUACGCACACACUUUUUAUAUUUUUCUUAACUAACUUCUGGUGUAAUAGGAUUUGAUACACACACACACACACACACACACACACACACAUACACACAUACAUACAUACAUACAUACAUACAUACACAUAUUUGAGAACUGUAUUGCAAUGUCUAUUAUUAUUAUUAUUAUUAUUAGUGGAAAUGAUAAAUAUGAUAAUGUGUUCUAUAUCUUUCUAUUAAUAACAUCAGUAAUAAUAAUAAUAAUAAUAAUAAUGAGAUUUGAUUAUAAUUAUAUGUGUGUUUUAUCCAUUAUUUCUGUUAUUAAGUAUUGUAUAUGGGAAAUGUGUAUGUCUGUCUGUAUGUACGUAUAAGGUCCACACACACACACACACACACAUACACACACAGACAAACGCACACACAUGUAUUUUGUAUCUAAUGUAACUCUAACAUUCAUAUAUCUUCAAUUUUUAUACUUUUCCUCUUUCAAAAAUAAAUUAAAAAAAGACAAAUUUAGCCCAGAACCAAAUAAUAACAAAUAAUAAUAAUAAGAAGAAGAAGAAGAAGAAAUAGAAGGAAGAAUAGGGAUGGAUAGAAUAAGAAAUAGAACAAUCACAUGAGAAAGAAAGGGAAAGAAAAAAAGAAUUACAUGAUGUUUUGUAUCGAUGAAAUAAAACACAUUGAUAACACUUAAGAAAAAUAGAUUAGUUACCCUCCCAACCCCCACACGCCCCUUAAAGAAAACGGGAACAUUGUAUAGUCAAACAUUUUCCCCAUGUAUUCAAGCAAACAAACAGUGACUUUCUAAUUUUCAAGCAUUGCGUACAUGUUUUUUUUGUGUUUUUUCUGCUCCGUUUGUGGAAAAAUGAGUUCCGUGCAAAAAAACAGCGACUUCCUAAAUUAGUUAACCAUUCUGUAUAUGUCGCUUUUUUGUGUUUUUCUGCUCCGUUUGUGAAAAAAAAUGAGUUCCGUGCAAAAAAACACCAACUUCCUAAAUUAGUUAACCAUUCUGUAUAUGUCGCUUUUUUGCGUUUUUCUGCUCCGUUUGUGAAAAAAUGAGUUCCGUGCAAAAAAACAGCGACUCCCUAAAUUAGUUAAUCAUUCUGUAUAUGUCGUUUUUUUGCGUUUUUCUGCUCCGUUUGUGAAAAAAAAAAGUUCCGUGCAAAAAAACAGCGACUUCCUAAAUUAGUUAACCAUUCUGUAUAUGUCGCUUUUUUGCGUUUUUCUGCUCAGUUUGUGGAAAAAAUGAGUUCUGUGCAAAAAAACAGAGACUUCCUAAAUUAGUUAACCAUUCUGUAUAUGUCGCUUUUUUGCGUUUUUCUGCUCCGUUUGUGGAAAAAUUUAGUUCUGUGCAAAAAAAACACGGACUUCCUAAAUUAGUUAACCAUUCUGUAUAUGUCGUUUUUUUAUGUUUUUCUGCUCCGUUUGUGAAAAAAAUUAGUUACAUGCAAAAAAACAGUGACUUCCUAAAUUAGUUAACCAUUCUGUAUAUGUCGCUUUUUUGUGUUUUUCUGCUCCGUUUGAGGAAAAAAUUAGUUACAUGCAAAAAAACACCAACUUCCUAAAUUAGUCAACCAUUCUGAUCAUGUCGAUUUUUUGUGUUUUUCUGCUCCGUUUGUGGAAAAAAAAUGAGUCCCCUUAAAAAAAAAAAACAGACUUCCUAAAUUAGUCAACCAUUCUGAUCAUGUCGUUUUUUAAUGUUUUUCUGCUCCGUUUGUGGAAAAAAAAUGCGUUCCGUGCAUGAGAGCAACCGUUCACACAUCUCAACGGGACCCUAGAGCCAACCCAGGGCGACAAGCCACACCGCGCUGCUCCGUUGAUACCCAAAGGCUGUCUCUGUGCCUACAUGCCGUCCUGUGUCAUGCUGUGGUGCGGGAAUACACAGAACAAGCUCCCGGAUGAGUCACUCUCCAGAUUAGUUGACCCUCCCAUCCCCACAAAAAUCAGGAACAAUACACGGCCCGGUAGCUCAGUGGAUAGAGCGCCUGCCUCACAACCAGAAGGACUGGGGUUCGAUUCCCCAGUCGGGUGAAGUGGUCUCCGUCCUACCCCACUUGGCUCACAACCGAGAGAGCCCAGGUUCGAUUCCCAGGCGGAGUGGAAAAAUUUGGGCGGCUUUUCCGAUACCCUACGCCCCUGUCCACCCAGCAGUGAGUGGGUACCAGGUAUUAAUCAGGGGUUGUGUCCCGUCUCCUGGGGUCUGUUCCCUUCUCCUAUAAUUCCUUCCCCUUCUGUCUCUAUCCGGCAUAUGACCACAGAUGUUGCGCCGACUAAACAAAACUUUCCUUCCUUCCCCUUCUGUCUCUCUCCGGCAUGACCACAGAUGUUGCGCCGACUAAAUGAAACUUUCCUUCCUUCCCCUUCUGUCUCUCUCCGGCAUAUGACCACAGAUGUUGCGCCCACUAAACAAAACUUUCCAAUCACUUCUCACAUCAACUAUUUCUAAAGGUCAUAGAGGGGAUCAAUCUGUUUUUCAUGAGUGUUUUUUAAGGUUCAUGGUACAGAAGAAGGGUCAGACUACCACCAGGGUCAUAAAACUACCCCUGGAAAGGCCUACAGCUCCUAUGAAAGCCUUGUCAAAUGUGUGUUUCUUUAGGGUCACGGUACAGAAGAAGGGUCAGACUACCACCAGGGUCAUAAAACUACCCCUGGAAAAGCCUACAGCUCCUAUGAAAGCCUUGUCAAAUGUGUGUUUCUUUAGGUUCAUGGUACAGAAGAAGGGUCAGACUACCACCAGGGUCAUAAAACUACCCCUGGAAAAGCCUACAGCUCCUACGAAAGCCUUGUCAAAUGUGUGUUUCUUUAGGUUCACGGUACAGAAGAAGGGUCAGACUACCACCAGGGUCAUAAAACUACCCCUGGAAAGGCCUACAGCUCCUACGAAAGCCAUGUCAAAUGUGUUUCUUUAGGUUCACGGUACAGAAGAAGGGUCAGACUACCACCAGGGUCAUAAAACUACCCCUGGAAAGGCCUACAGCUCCCACGAAAGCCAUGUCAAAUGUGUUUCUUUAGGGUCACAGUACAGAAGAAGGGUCAGACUACCACCAGGGUCAUAAAACUACCCCUGGAAAGGCCUACAGCUCCUACGAAAGCCUUGUCAAAUGUGUGUUUCUCUAGGUUCACGGUACAGAUGAAGGGUCACACUACCACCAGGGUCAUAAAACUACCCCUGGAAAAGCCUACAGCUCCUAUGAAAGCCUUGUCAAAUGUGUUUCUUUAGGGUCACGGUACAAAAGAAGGGUCAAACUACCACCAGGGUCAUAAAACUACCCCUGGAAAGCCCUACAGCUCCUACGAAAGCCUUGUCAAAUAUGUGAACUUGGGUGACGAAAUGCUUGAAAAUACGACCCGUAGACUUUUGUAUAGAAUUUUGUACUGGAUAAUUUUUCCUUGUUAAUUUGGACCACUGUGUUUCGUCGUGCGUUCGCCAUUUUUAAACGUUACGAUUUUCUUCUCGUUUGUGAAGGAAGAAAAACAAAAUAAGAACAUGUUUUUUAUCAGUAGAAAUAAGCGAUUGUUUGUUUGUUUGUUUGUUUGUUCUCGUUUUUGAAGGAAGAGAAACAAACUUAAUUUUUCUCCCGUCUCGGUAAAAAAAUAUAAAUAAAUAAGUGUGUCUACUUUUAUGACACUUAGAAGAAGGGACAAAAAUUCUGAUGAUAAUUACUUAGAAAAAAAGUGUUUGUAAGUGAUGUAAGUAAAGAUUUUGUAUUGUCCACUCUGCAA